Molecule: messenger RNA, 1101 nt
Organism: Pyricularia grisea
Lineage: Eukaryota; Fungi; Ascomycota; Sordariomycetes; Magnaporthales; Pyriculariaceae
Exons: 7
Coding region: 1-1101 (366 amino acids)
Source: RefSeq, a predicted model, not a curated record
AUGGGCCACACAGAUGCGGCGGCCGACGAUAAUCGAGGUCCACAGAUUUUGGCUUUUGCCAUCUCGCUCGUGGCUAUCGCCACAGUUUUCGUCGCCGCCAGAUUAUACACCAAGGUCGUCAUCAAAAGACUAGUCUAUUUGGAAGAUUACAUCAUCGGCUUUAGCAAUCUGCUGCUAUGGGCCGAAGUGUGUCUGUACUUUGUCGCAGUUAGGUACGGGGAAGGGAGGCACAUCUGGACCUUGUCGGAGGAGGAGCUCGGGGCAUCACGGCUGUGGUUCAUCAUCGCCUCCGUGCCAGGUGUCACGGCGCUGGGGUUGCCCAAAAUUGCCAUCGCCUUGAUGCUCAACAGGAUCCUUUUUGCGACGAAAUGGCUCACGACGGCUUCCUGGUUCCUUUCCGCCGUAACCAUGGUGAAUUUUUUAGUCGUCCUUUUUUUCCUCAUCUUCCAGUGCUCUCCCAUGCGAGCAUCCUGGGCUACCGACGUCGAAAACGCAAGGUGUUAUGGCUCCGGCCUAAUUGUCAACAUUUGUGUAUAUGCUUCGGUGUUCUCUGCCAUCACCGACCUCUACUUUGCGUUUUGUCCUGCUGUUGUCAUACUAAGGCUUGGGAUGAACACACAAAAGUCCAUUGGACUCAGCUGCGUACUAGGGCUUGGGGUUUUUGCGUGUGCUGUCGCCCUAUACAAAGUUUCUCUACUUCCACUCAUGACAAGUCCAGACUUUACUUACGACUGUGCAGACCUUAUGAUAUGGACAGUCGCCGAGGCAUCAGCGAUUCUGAUUGCCUCAUCCAUCCCCAUGCUAACGCCAAUAUACCUCUUGAUUGUGCGAAGGCGUAGGGGUCAAGAGCAUCGAGAUGAGGUCGAAAAAGCCCCAAUCGAUGAACUCGUGCAUCAGCUCGGCCACCAGCGUCGAAACCAAGUUCAGCGCCGCGCUUGGGAUGUGGAAACCGGCAUUGUUCAUCGGGUCACAAAUCGUCAGUCUUCUGGUGGUGCGAUGAGCUCGGAGAGGGUCGAGAACGUUGCAAGCAAGUUAAUCUUAUCCAAAUUCUUCUACAUCAUUGUUGCCAAGUAUGACCAGGAGGCGGUGCUGGUCAGUUAG